This is a messenger RNA of Pedinophyceae sp. YPF-701, 1698 nucleotides long. The record is from the annotation of a GenBank genome assembly. Lineage: Eukaryota; Viridiplantae; Chlorophyta; Pedinophyceae.
AUGGACCUGCCUCGGCUCGGGUCCGCGAGCGGCGGCGGGAGUGUUUCCGGCGGCGCUGAGGUCCUGCGCCGGCUGGACAACCUGGAGCUGAGCCAGGUGUUCGUCGAGUACGUGUGGAUCGGCGGCCAGGGCACGGACCUGCACAGCCGGACGCGCGUGCUGUCGGCGCCGCCGACGUCGCUCGCGGAGGUACCGCCCACCACCAUCGAUGGGCGCGCGUGCGGCCUCGCCACGGCCGAGCGCGGGAGCGACGUCACGCUGCAGCCAUGUUGCGUGUUCAAGGACCCCUUCAGGCGCUGCGGAUCCAACUUCGUCGUCCUCUGCGAGACGCUCCUGCCCCGAACGGUGGACCACGAGACCAUGACCGUCGUUCCCGCGGAGCCCCACCCGAGCUGCAACCGCGGGCCGUGCGAACGCGCGCUGUCCAGUGCCCUGGCGCACGCCCCUUGGUUCACCAUCGAGCAGGAAUACACCCUCUUCGCCGCCGACGGUGACUGGCCGCUCGGCUGGCCGCGCGGCCUGCCGAGCCGAGACGCGCACACCGGCUUCAGCGAGUCGUGCCGCGGGCGAGCCGUCGCGGACGCCCACGCGCGCGCGUGCCUGUGGGCCGGCGUGCGGGUGACUCGGUACCAGCCGGGCUCCCUGCCAGGCAUCUUCUCGUACAGCAUCGGACCGUGCACGGGCAUCGAGGCUGCGGACCACCACUGGAUGAGCCGCUACAUCAUGAUGCGCGUGACCGAGGAGGCGGGGCUGAGGUGCUCGUGGGACCCGAAACCGGCCCCGGGGGACUGGUCGGGCACGGGGUGCACCGUCAAGUAUUCUACCAAGGGCUCUCGCGCGCUGGGCACGGGCUGGGCGGACCUCGAGCAGCACGCGGUCCGCCUCGCGCAGAACCACCACCAGCUCAUGAUGGUGUACGGCGCCAGCAACGAGCGCCGCGUGGGGGAGCUGUCGCAGUCGGAGACGUGCUCGUGGGGGGUCGGGGACCGCUCGCACCCGGUCUACAUCCCGGAGAGCGCGCUCGCGGACCGCGGCGGGUACAUCGUCGACCAGCGCCCCGCCGCGUCGAUGGACCCGUAUCUCGUGACCAUGAUGGUCACGUGCACCACGCUGGCGAUGCAACUUCCCGUGUUGCGGGCGCCGCGCACCGUCGCGCGCGGACGGCUGCACAGCACCGGGACGAUGCCCGGCGCCGCCACCGCCCGCGCCGGCGCGAGACAGGUCGGGGGCUCCCUCACUGGGCAAGGCGGCGGCGGCGCAAUCCAGGAGACGUACCGCACCAGCUCGCCCGGGCGGGGGAGUCAGUACGAAGGGUCGCCGCUGGGCUACGCGCCCUUCGCGUUCGUCGGGAGGCCGUCCGUGUGCGAGUACGGCAUCCCGCCGCCGGGCAGCGGCCUGGGCCAGUUCCCCCUGCCCAAGCCUACCAAUCCAGAGUCGUGUGGCAGCAUGUCUGACGACUCCCCCGACUCGAUUGCCGACAUGAUCAGCAACGACGAGGACGACGACGACGACGACGACGGGGACGACGACGCCGCCGCUGAAGGCGGCACCGCGGAGCACCACGCGGUGCCUGACAGGCAGCACCACGCGGUGAUCGACAGGCAGCAGCUGACGCGCCAUUUCUCCCUGGAGCUCGCCCACGACGCCAGGCUCAAGGCCGGUCUCCAGCGCGCAGCAGACGGCGCGGAGCAGGCGUGA